UACACCAUCUUCCUUCAAAAAAUUUCAGCUUAAUAUUUUCAUUUCAAUAUGGCUCCCAAACGUAUUUUUCCAGGACUAUUUACCAAUCUUGAAAACUUCCAAAGUGAUCAAAAAAACAUCGAUAUUCAUGUACGAGCUAUACAUGUCUACCAUUUUAAUUCUUUUGGAAGAAAUGUGGAAUCAAUGAAAGUUGUGUUUCAUGAUGAUGAGUCACCGCAUCAAGGCCUUUCGAUCGAUUCAAGAGUUUUUUGAACACCGACUGCAAUACUUCUUGCUCAAGUGUUGAUACGACAAGUUUGGGGCAAAACAAUAGUCUCCUAUAUCAAAGUCAACUGUUGUCAAAACGUAAACGUGUUGAAAAACCAAUGGGAGAACUUCUUAGUACUUCUCGAAAUCAUCAAUCAGUUCUCAUUGAUGCGCCCUAUCCCUUCGUUUUCUUCCACUCUCUCCCCAAUUUAUAAGACAUCACCGGCAGCGUUUUCUCUGUUUCCACUCAGUGUAUCUCUCUUCUGAGUUCUGAUUACGAUUUCUUGGAUUAAAGGCGGCGGGCAGCUCCACUGAAGUCAGAAGAGCAAUCGCGUUACCGGUGAAACAUGGACGGCGUUCAGGGAAGCGUUUCCGCGGCGGCGGUCGGAAAUCCUCCGCCGCCUUUUCUGAGCAAGACGUACGAUAUGGUGGAGGAUCCGUCGACGGACGCCGUGGUGUCUUGGGGAAAGGGAAAUAAUAGUUUCAUCGUGUGGAACGCCCCCGAGUUCGCCAAACUCAUUUUGCCCAAGUAUUUCAAGCACAGCAAUUUCUCUAGUUUCGUCAGACAAUUGAACACUUAUGGGUUCAGGAAAGUAGAUCCUGAUCGCUGGGAGUUUGCUAACGAGGGAUUUCUCAGAGGCUGUAAACACCUCUUAAAGAGUAUUAUCAGAAGAAAGCCUUUGCAUCCGACAAUACCACAACCACGACAACCAUCGCCACUUCCUCCCUCUCCUCAAGUCCACCAAACUGAUCCGGUCAGGUCUCGUGUUGACGGGCUGGAGGAAGAGGUUGGCAUGCUGAAAAGAGAUAAGAACAUCCUAAUGCAGGAAUUUGUCAAGGUGAGACAACAGCAGCAAGUGAUGGAUCACCAGCUGCAGAAUGUUGGGCAGAAGGUUCAUGUGAUGGAACAACGGCAACAGCAAAUAUUGUCAUUCCUUGCCAAAGCGAUGCAAACCCCAGGGUUUGUGGCACAGAUGGUUCAUCAAAAGAGUGAUGGCUUGCUCAUUUCUGGGGUGAACAAGAAAAGGAGACUUCCGAAUCAGGGCGAAGAAAGUUUUAGUGUUAAGCCUGUUGCUGCUGCAUUGACUGAUGGACAGAUUGUUAGGUUCCAGCCUUUAAUGAAUGAAGCUGCAAAAGCACUGUUGAGGCAAAUCUUGAAGAUAAACUCAUCUGCUCGGCUGGAGCCAAACUUUAACCACACCAGUGGCUUCUUGACAGAUAACGCAGCAAAUCAAAUUUCUGAAGUCAGUCUCUCGGAGGUACUACUAGCAACGGCUCCCACAAGCCCCUAUUUGACUUCAGAAAUCACUCAGGUUCCGGAGAUGAACACAAUGCCUGGUUUUGUUGAUGACAUGGCCCCGGUCAUAUCAGACGGGUUUUCUCCUGACCCUGAGAUUGAUGUUUUGAUUGACGAGAUGCCAAAGCUUCCAGGCAUUAAUGAUGUUUUCUGGGACCAGGUUCUAUUGGCAAGCCCACUCACGGGAGGUACAGAUGAGACUAAUUCCAUUAUUUUGGAAGGUGGUGCAGUGGAAGAAGAUGAUGAUCUGACGGAAGAAGAGCUGGAAUGGGAUACAGUGAAGCGUGUGAAUGAACUUACUGAACAAUUGGAGCUUCUUGCUUCUGGGUCCCCAAACACUGCGUGACUAUGUACAUUCCUCCUCUGCAUGACCCUAAGGCUAGUUUUCUGGCAUGAAUAUGAAGAACCUGCUCAAGAGCUGCCUCAGUUUUUUGCUCUUUCCAUUCCUUUUCCUUGUAUAUUUCUCGUACUUUUUUUUGGGCGAUUUAUAAAAAAUGUUCCAAUGAGAAUGCAUUAGAAAAGAGAUGACUUUCAUGAUUUCCUCUCUUGUCAAAAAUACGAGUGAAUCUAUAUGAGCUCACUCAUUCUCUUGAAUGAUGAUUUACCGUCUUUUCUCAACCUUUCCCCCAGCCUUCAUCCAUUCACGCAUCUUUCUUAGGUUGUGAUAAAGCAUUUGAGAAACU
Molecule: messenger RNA, 2226 nt
Organism: Cuscuta campestris
Lineage: Eukaryota; Viridiplantae; Streptophyta; Magnoliopsida; Solanales; Convolvulaceae
Source: the annotation of a GenBank genome assembly